AUGGGCUUCACCGGCGCGUCAUUCUAUGUGGACUGGAGCCUUGUUGAAGGUAACCCGGGACACGUUAUAACCGACGGGAUAUGGAGCUUGGAUGAAUUCUUCGAUGCGGCAAGCCAAGCUGGUUUAUAUCUCAUCGCUCGACCGGGACCGUAUAUCAAUGCAGAAACUACUGCUGGUGGAAUCCCUGGGUGGGUUCUAAGACAGAAAGCAGUAAUCCGGUCUGACGACCCCGAAUACUUGAAUGCGACAGCAGAGUACAUGUCGACUGUGGGUGCGAUCAUUGAAAGGGCGCAAAUUACCCAUGGUGGCCCGGUGAUCAUGGCUCAGCCAGAGAACGAGUUUUCCACGUGGCCUGGGGUGACUGACUUCCCGAAUGACAUGAAUCGGGACUAUAUGGCAUACGUUGAAGAGCAGCUGCUUGAUGAAGGCAUCAACGUACCUAAAAUCGUGAAUGAUAACUCAGUUAAGGGAUAUUUUGCACCGGGUUCAGGGCAAGGCGCAGUCGAUAUUUACGCUAUCGAUGCUUACCCAAUGCGCUAUGAUUGCGCAAAUCCCAGUGUUUGGCCUACCUACCGGUUUCCGUAUGAUUGGCAAGUCACGCACAAACAGCAGAGUCCAACGACGCCCUUUGCCAUAGCUGAGUUCCAAGGGGGGUCGGGUGAAGGAUGGGGAGGUGUUGCUCAAGACAUGUGCGGCCAGUUAGUCAACGAAGAGGCUGUCAGAGUUUUGUACAAGAAUAACUACAGUUUUGGAGUUAAGAUCUUCAACAUUUACAUGACUUUUGGGGGCACCAACUGGGGAAACCUCGGCUAUAUGGGCGGGCAUACAUCAUAUGAUUACGGUGCAGCCAUUACAGAAGAAAGGGCGAUCUGGCGUGAAAAAUUUAGUGAACAGAAACUUGAGGCGAACUUUUUCAAAGUUUCACCAGCUUAUCUAACGGCAACUCCCCAUCUCGGAGUAAAUGGAACCUAUGGUGCACCCUUCUCGCUAGCAGUGACUCCUCUCCUUGGAAAUGGGACGCGCACAAAUCUCUAUGUUGUCAGACAUGCCGACUUCACUUCAACCGGUAGCACUCAGUACACGCUCACUCUGUCGACAAGUGUUGGACAAAUCGAAAUUCCUCAACUAGGAGGCCACCUGACGCUGAAUGGACGUGACUCCAAAUUCCAUGUCACGGAUUAUGAUGUCGGCGGCAUCAAUCUGAUCUACUCUUCCGCAGAGAUAUUCACAUGGGCGCAUGGUUCGGGGUCAACGCGUGUAUUGAUUCUUUACGGAGGGGCCGGCGAAACGCAUGAGUUUUCUUUGCCGAGUAAUCUUGGAAAACCAACCGUCCUCGAAGGACACGACCUCGAAAUAAAACUAUGCGGAUCUGCUUGGGUUGUACAGUGGCAUGUUACACCAGCCCGACGCAUCAUUCGGAUAGCAGAUCUUUGGGUGUAUCUGCUCUGGCGGAACGAGGUAUAUAACUACUGGGUGAUGGAGUUACCAGCAUCAAGUCCGAUUGGAAACUACUCAUCACCGUCGAAGAGCCUGGUAGUUGUCAAGGCUGGAUAUCUUAUCCGGACAGCUGAGCUGACAAACAAGCAGCUGCGGCUGACGGGAGACGUCAAUGCCACAACACAAAUCGAGAUCAUCUCCAGUCCAGCUGUUGGUUUGAACGGCAUUGCUUUUAAUGGAGAAGUGUUACAGACUUCUAAAAUGUCCAAUGGGAAUCUCUGGGGAACUGUCAAAUACGACCCACCAAAGUUUAAAAUUCCCGAUUUGUCCAACCUGGAAUGGAAGUUCGUUGAUUCGCUGCCUGAGAUUCAUGCCUCGUACGACGACUCAGCCUGGACAGCCUGCAAAAAAAACCUCUACACACAAUCCACGGCAGCUGGACACCCCGAGUAG
Molecule: messenger RNA, 1890 nt
Organism: Penicillium digitatum Pd1
Lineage: Eukaryota; Fungi; Ascomycota; Eurotiomycetes; Eurotiales; Aspergillaceae
Product: glycoside hydrolase family 35 protein
Biological process (GO): carbohydrate metabolic process
Cellular component (GO): vacuole
Molecular function (GO): beta-galactosidase activity
Source: RefSeq, a predicted model, not a curated record